This is a messenger RNA of Hevea brasiliensis (rubber tree), 4228 nucleotides long. RefSeq lists its product as uncharacterized. Lineage: Eukaryota; Viridiplantae; Streptophyta; Magnoliopsida; Malpighiales; Euphorbiaceae. The transcript has 12 exons. The record is from RefSeq and is a predicted model, not a curated record. Bases 516 to 3539 code for a protein of 1007 amino acids.
AAUUAAGAUUUGAGAAAGAGAAUUAGAAAAUGGAUUUGCCGAGGUGAUCCUUUAACUUUCACUUGUCCUCUUACCAUGGCAUGAUUGUCCUCUUCCUAGUUCCUAACGAACUUUCUCUUCAUUAAAUGCGGGAUAGGGACCUGAGAGAGAAUUCGGUGAGGCCAACGGUUUGCCGAAGAGAGAUACGAGGAACAGAGAGAAGCUGAAGCUUCUCUGGCCACUUUUUAUCGUCCCUGUCACCAAUGAAGCUAUGAGAGAUCUCCCUAGCCAUCAUCGGAGUCCAAGCAAUCCUUGGCCCCUCGUUUUGCUGGAAAAUGCGAGGGAGACCAGAUCGGAAAACGGAGACUCGAAGCUUUAAGGAUUGAUUCGGCCAAACAAGGAGGAAUUCUGGCUUGUGGCAGACACCAAGGUGACCACCGAGUAAAGGCGUACCUGUGGCAACCUUCAGUGGCACCAAAAACCAGUGGAGGAGACGACAACGGCAUUCGCGGGAGCAUAUCAAGUGAAUUGCCACUAUGCAGCGGAUUCCAGUGACAGUUGAGGAACAGCUUAUUUUGAAAGCAAUAAAGGAGGAAUGCCCAUGGGAGAAUCUCCCCAAAAGGCUUCAGGCAACUCUUACAACUAAAGAGGAAUGGCACAGAAGUAUAGUUGAACACUGCAUAAAAAAAAGACAACAAUGGAACGCCUGUUUUGCUCGCAAAGUAUGCAAAGAAGGUGAAUAUUAUGAAGAAAUGAUGCGUUACUUGCGAAAGAAUCUAGCGCUGUUUCCCUAUCACCUUGCAGAGUAUGUUUGCCGUGUGAUGAGGGUAUCACCUUUUAGAUAUUACUGUGAUAUGAUAUUCGAGGUUAUGAAAAGUGAACAACCAUAUGACAGCAUCCCGAAUUUUAGUGCUGCAGAUGCAUUACGGCUUACAGGAAUUGGGAGAAAUGAAUUUAUUGAUAUCAUGAACAAGUGCAGAUCUAAGAAAAUUAUGUGGAAGCUGAACAAAUCAAUUGCAAAAGAACUUCUACCUACACAGCCUGUUGACUUUGCCAUUGAACCAUGGUGGGGAGUUUGUCUUGUCAACUUUACCCUGGAAGAAUUUAAGAAACUCUCAGAAGAGGAGAUGGCAACAAUAGAUAAAGUUUGUAAGGAGGAAGCUAAUGCAUAUAUCCUAUUUGAUCCUGAAAUUGUAAAAGGCCUGUGCCGACGAGGAUUAAUCUACUUUGAUGUCCCUGUGUACCCUGAUGACCGUUUCAAAGUUUCCAGGCUUGAAGGGUUUGUUUCAAAUAGGGAUCAGUCUUAUGAGGAUCCUAUCGAGGAGUUGCUUUAUGCAGUUUUUGUUGUUUCAAGUGAGAAUGCUACUGUUGCUGAACUGGCAACAACUUUGCAGGCUGACCUUUCCCAGUUGCAGGCUGCUGCAUCCUUUGCAUGUCGACUGGGAUGGGCAGUGAAAUUGAUUGAUCCAGCAUCCAUUCUUCAAGAAACAAGUGCACCUGGCUGUCCUAAAAUCACUCUCAGUGAUGAAGAAGAAGCUGCUCGUGCUAGUGUAAGCUCAUCAAAUGUGUUCAGUGAUGGUGAUGCUGCUCAGCAAGGAGAUAUUUCAGGAAUUGAAAUCCAUGGGCUGCUUUCCGGCCUUGCUCGUGUUGCUUUUAUUGUUGAUGCUAAUAUAACUUCCUAUCUAAUGAUGGGUUCUGUUUCACCAGGCUUGAAAUCUCAUGCUGUAACAUUAUAUGAGGCUGGGAAGUUAGGCCAUGCUAGCCUUGCUGAUCUUUGCAAGGAUCUGAGUACAUUAGAGGGAGCGAAAUUCGAGGGAGAAUUGCAGGAAUUUGCAAAUCAUGCCUUUAGCCUUCGUUGUGUCUUGGAAUGUCUGCUAUCAGGUGGAAUUGCUACUGAUGCAAAAGUGGAGGUAGUUUGCAAUAAGAUAGGCACAUUGGCUUCAAGCAAUGAUGAGCAUACUUCUUUGAUAGCUGAUGUCUCAUUGACUGACAAAUCAGGAAGCUCUGGUGCCAAUGAAGCUGAAGCAGAAAUUGAUCAUUCCAUGAAUGUAAGGAUACCUCAGGAUGAUUCUUCUCUGGUUGAAUGUGUUACUGGAAGUACUGGUGAUGAAACUGUCUUAUCUGAAGACUGUAAUUCCAUAAGCGAGGUCUCUAAGUCAGACCUAAAUGUCCAGAAUGAUGAAAAAUUCAUUCCCAUUGAAGGGUCUGAUGUUGGAAGAGGAACUUCAAAGAGGAAAAGAAAAUAUCGUGUGGAUAUUCUCCGCUGUGAAAGCUUGGCUGCUCUAUCACCUGAAACUUUAGAUAGGCUAUUUCUUCGUGAUUAUGAUAUUGUUAUGUCUAUAAUUCCACUUCCUCCUUCAUCAGUUCUUCCUGGACCAAAAGGUCCCAUCCAUUUUGGUCCUCCUUGUCAUUCGUCUUUGACACCAUGGAUGAAAUUGGUGCUAUAUUCAACUGUGGGUAUUGGCCCUCUGUCAGUUGUUCUGAUGAAAGGACAAUGUUUACGUUUGCUUCCUGCACCGUUGGCUGGUUGUGAAAAAGCCCUUAUAUGGUCCUGGGAUGGUUCUAUGAUUGGGGGGUUGGGAGGCAAAUUUGAAGGGACUUUGGUUAAGGGAGGUGUAAUUUUACAUUGUUUAAAUUCACUUCUUAAAUACUCAGCUGUCCUAGUUCAGCCCCUCAGUAGGCAUGACCUUGAUGAAUCUGGAAGAGUAAUUACUAUGGAUGUACCAAUGCCCCUCAACAACUCUGAUGGCUCAAUUGCUCGCAUAGAGAAUGAAUUGGUUCUAUCUGAAGAUGAGAGAUUGAAAUUGAACUCCCUGCUAACUCAUUUGACAAAGAAGAUGGGAUAUUUAACAAUUGGUUAUGUUCGCAUGUUAAAGCUUUUCAAUGAAAGAGAGUCAGACCACUUUGCACCUGAUGAUCAGAAUUAUGAGUGGGUACCACUAAGUGUCGAAUUUGGCAUUCCCCUUUUUAGUCCAAAAUUAUGUAAUAAUAUAUGUGAAAGGGUUGUAUCAUCAGAGUUGCUUCAAUCAGAUUCUUUUACUGAACAUCAUGAUGCAAUGCAAGGCCUGCGGAAAAGGUUGCGUGAUGUCUGUGCAGAGUAUCAAGCAACAGGUCCUGCUGCCAAACUUCUUUACCAGAAAGAGCAGUCAAAGGACUCAUCUCGACAUCUUAUGAACUAUGCCAGUGGAAGAUGGAAUCCUCUUGUGGACCCUUCUUCUCCCAUUUCAGGAGCCACGAGCGAGCAGCAGAGAUUAAAACUUGCUAAUCGGCAUCAUUGGCGUACCGAAGUUCUGAGUUUUGAUGGUAGCAUACUAAGGUCAUAUGCUCUAACUCCAGUGUAUGAGGCUGCCACAAGGCCUAUUGAAGAAACCCCAAUAGUGAAUACGAUAAAAGCCGAUCCUGAUGAAGCUGAUAGUAAAGAAGUGAUUCUUCCGGGUGUCAAUCUUAUUUUCGAUGGUUCUGAACUGCAUCCCUUUGAUAUAGGCGCUUGCCUCCAGGCUCGGCAACCAAUUUCCUUGAUUGCAGAGGCUGCAGCAGCCUCGGCUGCUGCAGUUAAAUAGAUCUCUUUCCGCAAUAAUUCUGCUUGGGUUGGAUAGCUAGAAUACUGUGUCUGCAUACAACAAAUGAAAGUUGUGAAACAUUGGAUCCCUCAUACAAGCUUUAUUGUGAAUUUUUGGUUCACCUGUUGCUUCUUUGAGAUUGCUUAUUACGCACAGGUUCGGGCUUAUGUCUGAGGUGGUUAUUAGUCAAGGCCUUGGCUGAAGCUCUAGUGGUAGUAUGCAAAGCGAAAAAAAUGAAAAAGAGAAGGACGGUGAUUUUUGCGAAUGUUAUCUUUUCCAUUCAAUGCCUGAAAGAUGGCAGGCCCCUACCCUACUCCUAACCAAUAAUGGGAAGAGUCUAUUUUGCAGCGUAAUAAGGAGGGAAACUGCAACACAUUCAAUUUCCCUUAAUGUCUAAUUAUGAAGCAAACCUGCAUAAAAAUUUUUUAUUAUUUAUUUCCCUUACAGAAAUUUUGUUAGUGAAAUGAUUAGUAGAAUUUGGUCUUCUCAUUUUUUUUGAAGAGCUGGUGAGAGAAAAGAUAGCAAACUAGGGAUGGCUUGGCUUUUUGUUUUUAAAUAAGUUGUCCUAGCCUAGUUUGUUAAGUUACAUACAAAAUACAAGUAUCUUGUGGCAUGAGGAUAGUGAAACAGUAAAGAUUAAUGAAUGUUUUAAGAUCAAGAGGAUGCAUGUCGAUUGAACUUCUGGAUUA